AGUAGGAGAGUGUGCCUUUCUUCUUCAAACGUCUAGGCUCUGGUGCUUUGCGAUCGAUCGAGAGAGAUGUGGAGAUCAAUAGUAUCAAGAACAGAGUGUUUCAGGCAUUCAGGAAGAACGAAGCUGCAAAGAAGGAUACCAUCCACUCCAUACCAUGAUCAGGUACAUCAAUUUCAAACCGCUUCAUUUAUCCAAACCUCAUCUCAUCUCUCCCAUAUCCCAUACUAUCCUAAACUACCUAAUCUCUCUAUCAAUCCGAGAUUUUACUCCCCCGCUUCAUUCGAUCAAAGUAAUCUCGACAUUGAACCGCACCUGGAUUCGCCAGUUUCCGAAACUGGUGAAGUUGAUGACGUUCUUGAACAAGACACUGCUUCAUUCACUCCGAAACCAGAUAUUAAAAGUAUUGAUCUCGAAACAACUAGCUAUAACGCAGAGUUGAUGGAAAAAAUGACUUUUUUAGUUCAGGAAGAUCAAAUACGUGAGAUAGAUGCUGUGAAGUUUGAAACUUUAUUAUCUUUGCUUCAGAGUAGUGAGAAUGCAGAUUGUUCUUUAGAGGAAAGUCUGAACAACAUGGAACUGGAUUUACAUGAAGAGUUUAUUCUGAAAGUGUUGGAAACUCCUUGUAUUGAAGGAGGGAAACUGAUUCGCUUCUUCAGAUGGUCGUUGUCGAAGCAGGAUGUUUGUUCAAUUCCUCUGAUGAUGGAGACUCUAUGCUGUUAUCUGAAGAAGAAUGAUGCUCAUUCUUUGUGGGAUUUGGUUAGAGAGAUUGGAGAAAAGGAGAAAGGAAACGCGGUGAAUACCAAUAUUCUCAAUGGGGUUAUCUCCUUGUUCUCGAAAUUGGGAAAAGGAAAGGCAGCAUUGGAUGUGUUGAACAGUUUUGAGAAUUUGGGAUGUGUUCCGAACGAGGAUACAUACUAUUACACCAUUGAAGCACAACUUGGUAAACGUUCUUUUCACAGCUGUGCUUCCUCUAUUAUUCAGAAGAUGUUAAACUCGGGAAAGCUUCCAGAUGAGAAUAAAACCGGAAAGAUUAUAUCUUAUUUGUGCAAAGGUAAUCUGGCUAAUGAUGCUUAUCUUGUUUAUUUAUCGGCAAAGGAGAAGAAAGUGCACCUGCCAAAACCUUCCAUCCACUUAUUGAUUUCCUCGUUAUCUCUGAAAGAUGACACGGUUCCUUUAGCUCUAGAAAUAUUGAACGAUCUCCCAGUAGAUGAUCGUAGACGUGCAAUCAACACCUUUUCUUCUGUAGUUAGGGGGCUGUGUAGAAGCAAUGACAUUAAUGGUGCUAAAGAAUUGGUGUCUAGAAUGAUCGAAGCAGGCCCACCUCCUGGAAAUGCAGUUUUCAACUAUAUAAUCGAAUCUCUUUCAAAAGCUGGUGAACUGGAAGAUGCGUUGAACAUGGUUAAGUUGAUGGAAACCAGGGGUUUAAAACCAGAUGUCUAUGCUUAUGGUGUGAUUAUAAGUGGUUAUGUGAAAGGAGGUGAAAUGGGGGAAGCUCGUAAGGUUUUGGCUGCAGCCAAGUCAAAACAUUCCAAGAUAAGUCGAGUGGUUUAUCAUUCACUCAUUAGAGGAUACUGCAAGCUGGAGGAAUUUGAUAAAGCGGUCCAGUUGUUGAAUGAGAUGAAAGCUAGCAAGGUUCAACCAAAUGGGGAUGAGUAUAGUAAGCUGAUAAAGUCACUUUGUUUAAAGGGUUUGGAUUGGAGAACUUCGGAGAAGUUGCUGGAUGAGAUGGAAAGAAAAUCUAUUCACUUUAAUGGAAUGACCAAAGGGCUCGUAACUGCUGUGAAAGAGAUGAUGCAGGAGGAGGAGGAAGUUGGCAUAACAGAAGUUGCUGUUCAGGCUGCCUAAGGAAGAGCCGCCCCUCAGAGAGAUUCUUCAGUUUUUGUUAGCCCCUUUUGGAUUUGAUCCUGUUUUGGGUUUAAUUUGGUUUAUUGAUGUUCUUCCAUAAGGUAUUAUCUGUUCUCUUUUAGAAAGGGAUGAUAACUUCAAGUUUCUAUUUUGCAUGCUUGAUAUCCAACUGAACAAAAAUGUAAUGACACUACUUAUAAGAUAGAACAAGAAUCUAUUUUCAUAGUUCUAUCA
Messenger RNA from Impatiens glandulifera, 2079 nucleotides. Its product is annotated as pentatricopeptide repeat-containing protein At3g02650, mitochondrial. The transcript has a single exon. Gene Ontology annotation, molecular function: protein binding. The record is from RefSeq and is a predicted model, not a curated record. Lineage: Eukaryota; Viridiplantae; Streptophyta; Magnoliopsida; Ericales; Balsaminaceae. Bases 67 to 1845 code for a protein of 592 amino acids.